AUGUUGCCCACUUUGGAUUUCUCUCGUUUCCAUGAUCUCUCUCAGAGAGAGAAAUUUUGUCAUCAAUUCGUCUCGACAUUGAAGGAAUAUGGAUUUGUGAAACUGAUUAAUCAUGGCAUUCCGUUGGCUCAGAUUGACCAGGCAUUUGCAGCAGCACGCCACUUCUUCCAAUUACCCUUGGAACAGAAGUUGAAAUCACCUCAUCCUCCCACGGCGCAUCCUCAUCGGGGCUUCAGUCCAGUCGGGCUGGAGAACAUUGGAGCCGUUUCCGGCUAUGGCAGCGCAACCAAAUCUCCUUACCUCAACGACAUGAAGGAAUCUUACGACAUUGGAUCCGAGUGUGAUCCACUUUACAAGAACAUCUGGCCCCCUUCGGGGGUGGACGAUGCCUUCCAACCUACCUUCAUUUCAUUCUUCGAAGCCGGCUAUCGCACCGAAUUAAUCAUUCUCAAGGCUCUGUCGAUCGGUCUAGGCCUACCUGAACAAACGCUGGGACAGCUUCACGCAGAGCAGACCAAUGAGCUGCGCAUCACGCACUAUCCUGCAGUCGCCCGAGGGGAUUUUGCGCAUUCGACACGCAUCGCUGCGCAUACCGACUUUGGAACAAUCACCCUGUUAUUCCAAGAUGCCGUCGGAGGAUUACAAAUGGAGGUUCCACCGCACAGUGGGCAAUUCGCGGACAUCGAGAGUGGGGGGCCAUACGAGUGUAUUCUGAAUGUGGGGGAUUGCCUGCAGAAGUGGACUGGGUUGUAUAGUGCGCGCCAUCGAGUCCAUCUUCCCAGCGAAGAGCAAAUCGACGGGAUGGUGCCGGAGCGCUUCUCCAUCGCGUACUUUGCGAAGCCUGACCGUGCUGCCAUCCUCCGACCAUUACUGGAAGGAAUUUCAGAUGAAAAAUAUCUGACGGCCAAUGAAUUCCAACACAUGCGGAUUGCGGGAACAUACUGA
This is a messenger RNA of Aspergillus pseudonomiae, 945 nucleotides long. RefSeq lists its product as uncharacterized. The record is from RefSeq and is a predicted model, not a curated record. Bases 1 to 945 code for a protein of 314 amino acids. Gene Ontology annotation, molecular function: dioxygenase activity. Lineage: Eukaryota; Fungi; Ascomycota; Eurotiomycetes; Eurotiales; Aspergillaceae. The transcript has 4 exons.